Penicillium salamii is the source of this 1998-nucleotide messenger RNA. Lineage: Eukaryota; Fungi; Ascomycota; Eurotiomycetes; Eurotiales; Aspergillaceae. The record is from the annotation of a GenBank genome assembly.
AUGAGAAAGGAUGUUUGUGCAGGGUAUUUUCCAAAUGUGGGAAUCCCGCAAACUUGGACAGGAGCCUCCAGAGGCUCAUCCGCCCUCCGCCAUCGCAGUGGAACACCGCCCGCCGCCACCGCCUACCCAUUACGGUCGAACUACCUCCAAAACUCCGCGCCCGCCAACCUCAAACCGCCAGUGGACGGCUCGGUCCACGCCAACGCAUUCACAAUGGCAGCAAGGAAAACGCAACAAGAAAUCGAUAAAACCUUCAAGAAGGUCGCUGAAGGAAUCCAAACUUUCGAAGGCAUCUAUGAGAAGAUCCGCCAAGCCACGAAUCCAACGCAACGGGAUAAGCUCGAAGACCACCUUAAGCGCGAGAUCAAGAAGCUGCAAAGGUUCCGAGAUCAGAUCAAAUCAUGGGCCGCCGGAAAUGAAGUCAAGGACAAAGCCCCGCUUAUCGAACAGCGGAAAGCCAUUGAAGUGUGCAUGGAACAAUUCAAGGCCGUCGAAAAGGAAAUGAAGACCAAAGCGUACUCUAAAGAAGGUCUAUCGGCAGCGUCCAGGCUAGACCCAAAGGAGAAGGAGCGAGUCGAGUGUUCCGAGUUCCUGUCGAAUAUGGUCGAUGAGCUGCAGUUGAAGAUUGAAGCCCUGGAGGCGGAAGAGGAAACACUUCAUGCGCAAAUGAAAAAGGGCAAGAAAGACACCAAAAAAGCGGAUCGAAUGGCCGAUAUCUCCCAUGUUACCGAACGACAUAAGUGGCACGUGAACAAGUUGGAGUUCCUCAAUCGCUCGUUACAGAACGGCAAUCUGGAUGUCGGUGCGGUCCAGGAUGUUAAGGAAAGUAUCAAAUACUAUGUCGAGGAAGGAGGCAGUCCUGACUACUCCGGGGAGGAUGAGACCCUCUAUGAUGACCUCAACAUUGGCGAGGAGAUCGAGGCGCAGUUCGGCAUGGGCGGCGAGGGUGAUCGCGUAUCAUCACAAGACGCCCAAUCCGUACCAGAUGAAGAGCCCGAAUCCAAACCGAAAGCCAAACCAGAAGUCGUUGCUCCUCGAAGACCAUCCACCCAGAUGAAAUCCCCGCUUCCCGUCCUAGCCACUCUCCACCCGGCUGCUUCAUCUAGUGCAACCCCAGGCAUGAAACCCGCUCCGCUACCCACCCGACCCCCUGGAGAGACCCUCAAGUAUGCCUCUGCCGCCGCCGCUGCUGCUGCGAGUGAUAAAAGUGGUGUGGGGAUUCUCCCCCUUCCUCCCCCACCUGGUCUGAGCCCCGCUCUUUCCGUGGCUAUGCCCGUUCCCAAAUCAUCUACUGCUUCGCCUAGCGUGACACCCGCACAACCAGUUCCCAGGUCAACACUUCCACCUGCUGCGGCUGCUGUGUCAGAAGAUCUCGGUACCAUUGGACGAUCCAAGAUCCCACCCGGUAUUAGGUCAUCGCCCGCACCAGCUAAGGUGGAAGCAUCGACGAAUGGCAAGGCAGAGACAGAGGGCCCUGAAAGCUCCGAGUCGAUAUAUCACCUUCCUCCGGGCCUCCAAGACCUGUGCCAAUCAUUCGAGGUGACGAAGACUCGUGCAUCGGCAAACCCGUCGCCAUCUGUGCAGCGCCUGCUCGCCACAUCCUUGACAACAUGUCCGGAGGCUGGCGAUGCUGAAAAGCCCCGUCAUUACAAGCCCCAGAACCCGUACAGCACCCCUCUUUACUACCCACAGGAACCCCUCUCAAUAUUCGAUGAUCCGCGAUUGUACGAUACCGGCAGGGUUGAGACCGACACUCUUUUCUAUCUUUUCUACUACCGUCAAGGCACCUACCAGCAAUAUCUGGCGGCCAAGGCGCUGCGCAAUCAGAGCUGGCGCUUCCACAAGCAGUACCAAACUUGGUUCCAGCGCCAUGAGGAGCCCAAGACUAUCACGGAGGAAUUCGAGCAAGGGACUUACCGCUUCUUUGACUACGAGAGUACAUGGUCAGUUUAUCAUUUCUUGCCCAACACGCUGUGCAAUAGAAGAACUCCACACUGA